Molecule: messenger RNA, 2748 nt
Organism: Pelagomonas calceolata
Lineage: Eukaryota; Pelagophyceae; Pelagomonadales; Pelagomonadaceae
Source: the annotation of a GenBank genome assembly
GCCGACCCUCGGGAGUUCCCUCGGGGCAGUAUCUAAGCGAUGGGCAGUAUCUAAUAUGUCGUAGGUGCUGCCCCGACGUGCUGCAGCCGGCGGUCCCACACCAAAGGCUCUCCUCCCCCUCCUUCUGUAUGAGAAGAGAGAGCCUCCCCUGAGAGUCUGCGAGGUCACACACCAACAAGGAGCAUGGACGGCGACACGAAGCACGGUCCCGACCGGCUCGAGGACGACGACCCCCUCGCCGUGACCGCUAGCACCUCACCACCGGAGAAGGAAUGGGCCAUCGAUGCCGAGUCUAAAUGGUACCGCCGCUACUGGUUCGCGUCGGCCCCCGUUACGCUGGCUGCCGUCGCGCUCGCGCCGCUGAGGCUCGCCUUCUGCGGCGACGCGUCGACGGGCGCCAACGCGCUGGCCUGGGGCCUCGACGUGUUUGCGUGGUGCGACGUGGUGCUGCUCACGUUCGUCCGGGCGCCGGACGAGACGUUGCGAUGGCGCGGGCGGUUGGAGCGGGACUGGCUCGAGUACGUGGGCCGGGCGCCCGGUUUGAUCCCCUGGGACGCGUUCGCGCGCGGUCGCGGGCCGCUCAACGCCGGCCGCCUGCUCGGGCUGCUGCGCAUGCUCCGGUUCCGGCGGUGCUGGGCGGCGCUGAAGGAAUUCGGCACGCUCGUCUGGCUGCCGCACUGGGUGAGCGUCGUGACGGACUACCUGGUCUUCUACCUGCUGGCGGGCCACACCGAGGGAUGCUUGUUUUACCUGCUCGCACGGGGCCGGAACUUUGCGGACAACACCUGGGUCGCGCACCACGCGAUCAAUCUCGACGCCGAGCCGCUGCGGGCGCGCUACCUCAAGAGUCUGUCGUGGGCCUUUACGACGAUCUCGACGGUCGGCUACGGGGACGUCUACCCCGUCUCGCAGCCCGAGAUGAUCUUUACGAUCGUCGCGGUCGUGGCCAACCUGGGCCUGAUGUGCUACACCGUCGCGAGUAUCUCCACCAUGUUUCGGCGCGAGGAGGAGGUCGCCGCCUUCCGGCAAGAAGCAACCGAACUGACCAAGUACCUCCGGGCGAACGGCGUGGAGCCGACGGAGCGCAGAAAGCUCGUGGCCUACAAGGCGCGCGUCUUCCGGACGACCGCCACGACGCACGUUUUGGACGGCUUCCCGGCGGCGGUGCGGACGCGGGUGCUGUUCGAGGGGCGCUGGUCGCAGAUGCUCGCCACGACGCGCCUCUUCGUGGACGUGGCCUCGCGCGCGCGGCAGGAGGUGCUCGGGCGCGCGACGGAGGCGCUUUAUAUGGAGGGCAUGGUCAUCUGCGGCGCCGGCGCCGCUCCGACUGCUGCCUACUUACUCCACGCGGGCGCCGUGUCCGUUGUGGUCGGGGGCGAAGUCGUCGGCACGCUCAAGCCGGGCGCUCCUCUGUGUUGCGAGGCGUUCUUCGCCGGGGCGCUGCAGCGUUGGACGCUCGUCGCCGCGACGACCGUCUCGGUGGUGGCGUUGCCCGAGGGAGCGUUCCGCGACGAUCCCGCCGAUUUGACCAUAGUGCUCCGCAACUUGCGGCGAGACGCGAACGCCUUCGCUCACCACGCGCGUGGCCUCGGCGAGCUCAAGCGCGAGGACGACCCGGCGUACACGGCCGCAUUCGCGCGCAUCGAGCUCAGCCCGGCGUUCGCGGACGCCUGUGACGCUGCGGUCGACGAGCUCCGAGCGGCGGAGCAGCGCACCGAGGCCUCCCUGGCCGAAGUGCUCUGCGACUACUGCGCGCGCGGCGACGCGAAGCGCGCCGCGCGGCUGCUGGAACGGCUGCCUCGCGGCGGUCGCUACCGCGAUUUAGCCGACUACGACAAGCGCUCGCCCGCGCAUUUAGCGGCGGCCCACGGGCGGACGGAAAUCCUGCGGCUCCUGGACGAGUAUGGCCUCGCCCUCGACGGCGUCGAUAUCUUUGGUGGCACGCCGUUGUACGAUGCGGCGGUGAAGGCACACGACGCCGAAGCGGCCGUGGACUUUUUGAGGGAGCGCUGCGGGCCGCUCGUCGUGGCGGACCUCGCCGGGACGCUCUGUCGCUUCGCGUUCGACGCCAACGUGGCCGUCUUGCAGCGAUUGCUGCGGGCCGGGGCGGACCCGGACGCCGCGGACUACGACCAGCGGCGGGCGCUCCACAUCGCCGCCGCCGAGGGCCACGCAAAGACCUGCCGGCUCCUGCUCGACGCCGGCGCCCCGGUGGACUGCCGCGACCGCUGGGGCCAGACGCCUCUGAUCGAGGCCGUGGCGGCCAAGCACCUCGACUGCGUCGUAUUGCUCCUGGAGCGGGGCGCCGACGCGUCCGCCACGGACCGCGGCGGGCGGCGCGUCGCCCUGGCUGCAGUCGACGCGGAAUCGGACGACUGCCUGGCGGCCGUGGUCGCCGGCGGCGGCGCCGACGCGGGAGAUGACGUCGCGGGCGCGACGAGGCUGUGCGCGGCGGCUGCGGCGGGGGAUUUGACAUUGGUGGAGCGGCUCGUACGGGCGGGCGUCGCUGUCGACGCGUCCGACUACGACCGCCGCACUGCCCUACACCUUGCUGCCGCGGAAGGGCGCGUCGCGGUGGUCAUGAAAUUGUGCGAGCACGGCGCAGACAUCCAUUUCCGCGACCGCUGGGGCCACGACGCCAUCGACGCGGCGACCGGUGGCGGCCACGCGGACCUCGUCGCGCAGCUCCACCUGCUCGAGAAGCAUUGAUUUGUCCAUAGUGAACAUAGUAAGCCUGUUGUACAUUUA